AUGAACGAUUUCAUCCCCAGAAACUCCUUGACUGGGCCCUCAUGGAUCACCUGCAGCAGUCUCCAGAGAUUUUUGAAAGCCUGGAGGCAGAAUCCUCAGAUCACAUCCUGUCCUGAUUCCAGAAAGGGACUGGAGGAGCCGGGCGUCCCGUGCGAGGGGCAGGCGGCUGUAUCGGCCCCCGCAGCCGCGAGCGGCGCGGCCCGGGCCCGGCCGGGGGUCGCCAGCGAGCCGCCGCCGGCUUCAUUCAUUCCCGCGGCUCCGCCUCCUUCCCCGGGCUCAGGCGGCGCGUCCGAGAGGAUAGCAUUCCCUGUGGAUAUGCUGGAUAAUUGCAGUCAUGAGGAAAUGGAAAAUUCUGCUGAAGAUUACAUAUCAGAUCUCAGGUGUGGGGACCCUGAAAAUCCUGAAUGUUUUUCUCUUCUCAAUAUUACGAUUCCUAUCAGCCUGCCAAAUGUAGGCUUUGUACCUCUCUAUGGUGGAGAUCAGACCCAGAAAGUUCUUGCUCUUUUUGCACCCGAGGACUCACUCACAGCUGUGGCACUUUACCUUGCUGAUCAGUGGUGGGCUAUUGAUGAUACUGUGAAAACAUCUGUCCCUUCCUGAGAGGGACUUAAGCAGGUGAGAACUCUUGGGGAGAGAGGGGUUCUGUAUGUUCUGAAUCGAAUUAUUUACAGAAAGCUGGAAAUGGAGAGAAAUGAGAUCCCAUUCCUGUGUCAUAGGAGUACUGAUUAUGCUAAGAUUCUGUGGAAGAAAGGAGAGGCCAUUGGGUUUUAUUCAGUUAAGCCUACAGAAAGCAUAUGUGCCUCUUUUCUUACCCAAAGCUACCAACUGCCAGUUCUUGAUACAAUGUUCGUAAGAAAGAAAUAUAGAGGCAAAGACUUUGGGCUUCAUAUGCUGGAGGACUUUGUUGAUUCCUUUACAGAAGAUGCACUUGGCUUGCGGUAUCCACUGACCUCUCUCAUGUACAUAGCUUGCAACCAGUACUUUGAAAAAUAUCCAGGAGAGGGGCUUCCCUGGUGGCGCAGAGACCAUGAACUGCUUUGGGAAGUUGAAGGUGUUGGACACUGGUACCAGAGAAUACCAAUCACCAGAGCAUUACAAAGAGAAACAUUUAAAAUUACUGCAGUUUCUCAAAAUGAAGCUAAAAGACCUGUGUCUGGAGAAUAUGGUCUUGCAUCUGUUCCAGACUAUGAAGCAGGAGCUGAAGACAGUCUGUCUAGUGAGAUGCAGCUAACUAUUGAUUCUCUAAAAGAUGCCUUUGCAAGCACUUCUGAAGGUAAAACACCUGUUUCCACUCAUACUCGAAGUAGUCAUCUAAAGCGGCCAAAGACUGGAAAACGGUUUCAGGAUUCUGAAUUUAGUAGUUCUCAAGGGGAAGAUGAAAAGACUCCCCAGACUUCACCUACAGCUUCAGUGAACAAAUUGGAGUCUACUGCACGAACAUCAGAGAGCUCAGAAGAAUUCUUGGAAGAAGAACCCGAACGUACUGUGAUUGAAUUUGAGGAUGAAAGUAGUGAUAAAAAUGUUCGACCAGCACCAGAAACCCAGCCAGGCCUGGAAAAGCAAGAAGGUGAAAAGGAAUCUGAAUUAGAGCCUAUGAAUGGUGAGAUAGUGGAUGAUACUCUUAAGACUUCACUUAUAACAGAAGAGGAGGACUCCACUAGUGAAGUUUUAGGUGAAGAAUUAAAAUUGCAGUCUUUUAAUUCCAGCGAAGACUCUACGAAUCUUGUUCCACUGGUGGUAGAAUCUUCAAAAUCUCCUGAGGCUGUUGCACAGGAUAAGACUUCACAUGUAACUGACUCAGAAAUGUUGCUAGAUGAAGGCCCAUCUGAUGACAAGGGGCACACUGAAGAGAGGCUGCCUCUAGUUUCAAGAAAGAAAGCACAUUUUGGGAGUUCAGACAAUGUGGCUACUAUCCCAAAUGAAGAACGGUCCGACAGUGGUUUUCCAAACUCCGUGAUAACUGACUUUUCUGAAGAAUUGAUUCCUGAAAAUGUAUCACCCAACACUACUGCCUCACUGGAAGACCAGGGUGAGGAGGGGAUGGCCGAGCCCCAGGAAACAUCUCCAGCUGUUCCUCAGAGCUCUUUAAUAGAGGUUGAACUUGAAGAUGUGCCAUUUGCACAGAAUGAAGGACAGAAGCAGCAGUCAGAGGAGCAGUCUGAAGCAUCUUCUGAGCCUGAUCAGUGGACACAAUCAACAGAGAAGACUGUGGAUAGCAGCUCAGAGGAGAUAGAAGUGGAAGUGCCUGUGGUCGACAGGCGGAAUUUAAGAAGAAAGGCCAAAGGGCACAAAGGACCUGCGAAGAAGAAAGCCAAGCUGACCUGAA
Molecule: messenger RNA, 2326 nt
Organism: Eubalaena glacialis (North Atlantic right whale)
Lineage: Eukaryota; Metazoa; Chordata; Mammalia; Artiodactyla; Balaenidae
Product: soluble lamin-associated protein of 75 kDa-like
Source: RefSeq, a predicted model, not a curated record